AUGCCUGUAAAAAGUCAUCAACGUGUACACACAGAUACAGCUCGUAUACGAGAUCGAACAAAUACUAUAACAACAGUAACAUCGAAAAAAACUGCUUCGACAUCGAAACGACUUGUUGGUGGUGGUGUUCAACCAAGGCCAAUUUCUGGUACAACAAGAAUAAGUAGUGCAACGACAUCAAUCAUUGUCGGUAUGAAUCCGCAACAAUCAAAUUAUCCACAACCAAUUAAAAUUAUAACUGAAGUUGAUGACACAAAUAUUGAUGAAGUAUUAAAUUUAUCUGAUUUAUCACUUAUACCAACAUCAUUUCUUACUGAAAUUCAACAAGAUGAAGUUUAUGAAACAAUUUUAGAAGAACUUCGAAAGAAAAUGCCACAUCGAAUUCCACCAAAAAUUUCGCCUCGACUAGAAGAAGAAGAAAACGACGACGACGACGAAGAACAAAAACCAUUUUCACCUCAUCUUCUUGCAAUUGAUGAUGACGAUGAUAACGAUGAUGAUGAUAUAAGUAUAGGUGAUGAUAUAUCAUCUUCACCAUCAAGUGAAAAUAAUGCUAUAUUAUCUCAUGACGGUUACGAUACUGAUAUUGAAACAGAAUCUAUUGUACAAAAUGAUCAUGAUCCGACAGGUAGAGAACAAUAUCGUGAAUUAUGUCAACAAGCAAAAAUAAUUCCAUGUUCAUAUUUUAUGGCACAUAUACAAGAUAGUGAAAUGAUUUUACGUUAUCAUCAAUUUAAUACCGAAGAUAUUCGAGCUAUAACGAAAACACUUUGGACGAAUCUUAGUGUUGAACAUUUAUUCUUAGAUGGUAAUUAUUUACAACAACAAGCAACAAAACAUAUUACACAAUUAAUUUUAACAAAUGAUUCGAUUACAGAAUUAUCUCUUGCUGAUAAUCGACUCGGUGGUGAUGAAGGUACCAAAGAAAUAUGUAAACUAUUAACAUUAAAUCGAAAUUUGAAAAAAAUUAAUUUAUCAGGAAAUAAAUUCAAUGAACUUGAUAUUGCACUAUUAAUUGAAGCAUUUGAACAAAGCAAAAUAUUACGUGAACUCGAUUUAAGUCACAAUUGUUUUGGUGAACAGUGUGGUAAAGUACUCGGUGCAUUUAUUAGCAGCAACGAUUCAUUAGAAUCAAUUGAUUUGAGUUGGAAUAAAUUUCGUGGACGAAGUGCCAUGGAUCUUGUUAAUGGAAUUAAAGAAAAUGUUCGUUUGAAACGUUGCAAUCUAGAAAUGAACGGUUUAGGACCUGAUAGUGGACAAAUUCUAGCUGAUUGUAUUAAACAAAAUAGUGCAUUAGAAGAAUUUAAUAUAAAUGGAAAUCGAUUGAAUACAUCAAAUGCUUUUGCUAUUGCUCAGGCAUUAUCAUCAAAUGAUUCACUUCAAGUUCUCAAAAUUGCCAAUAACCAAAUUAAUUGUGAUGGUGUACUUGCUGUUUUUCUUUGUGUCAAAGCAAAUGACACAAAUGCAUUACGAGAAAUUGAUUUUUCACAUACAAUAGUUACUCAAGAGACGGUAGACGUUUGUAAAGAUAUUGUUAAAUUAAAAAAUGGUAAAUUUCGAUAUCUUAUUGGAAAAGUAACACCAGAAAAACUUCAACCUAACUCUACUAGUGAAUGUUAUAUUAAAACUAAUGAAGAAUUACUCAAUAAACUACGUUCCAAUGCAGCUAAUAAAAUUCCAAUACAUUCAGAAUCAAUAACAACAAAUAUGAAUGAUAGUCAUACGACUGCAUUGGAGAUUUUACGCUAUUCAGUCAAUGAAUUACAACGAAAACAAAUCGAUAUUCAUCGACAUAUUGGUCAACUAUCAGCUGUUAUGUCUGAUUUUGAAUAUCAUAUGGCACAAGUACGCAAUAUAUGUGAAUCAUCUAAUAAUAACAAUAAUGAAUUAUGCCAAUCUUUAUUAUUUCAUCUUGAAUCAGUUAUAAUUGAUACACGAUCAGCUUUAGUUGCUUCAACAACAAGUACAAAUGAUGCACAACAAGUUCAUGAUCUUGUUCAUCGUCUUUAUGAAGAAAAUCAACGAAUAGCAAAUCAUAUUGAUAAUUUACUAAAACAAGAUCAAUUAGAUAUUGAAAUAGAUGAACAAUCAGCAGAAGAAGAUCAUAUUCAAAAAGCCAUUGAGCAUAUUGAACUUGCUUUAGAACAAAAUAUACAUGAACAAGAAUUGAUUAAUAAAGAAAAAGAACAUUUUGAAAAUAAUCAAAAAACUAUUGAAACAUUUAUUCAAACAACUGAACAAUUACAUGAAGAAGCUUUAGAAAAAUUACGAGAACAUAUUAAAGUGUUACGUGAACAAAAUCAAUCAUUAAAACAAUAUAAUGAACAGAUUGAUAUACUUACAAAACAAUUACCGCAAACUUUAUUUUUAUCAGCUCAAUAA
Molecule: messenger RNA, 2382 nt
Organism: Rotaria sp. Silwood1
Lineage: Eukaryota; Metazoa; Rotifera; Eurotatoria; Philodinida; Philodinidae
Source: the annotation of a GenBank genome assembly